Molecule: messenger RNA, 515 nt
Organism: Onthophagus taurus
Lineage: Eukaryota; Metazoa; Arthropoda; Insecta; Coleoptera; Scarabaeidae
Gene: mRpL52
Product: mitochondrial ribosomal protein L52
Biological process (GO): mitochondrial translation
Cellular component (GO): mitochondrial large ribosomal subunit
Molecular function (GO): structural constituent of ribosome
Source: RefSeq, a predicted model, not a curated record
GCGCAUGCGCAAAAAUUGACGUUUCUUACAACAUAACCUCAACUCAAAUUUACUCAUUUUGAUUUGAUUCUAAACGUAAAAAUGAUUAAUGUUAAUUUAAACAUAAUCACAAAGUAUUACCUAAAACAAACAUUAUUUAGUCGGUUUUUUUCACUCACUACAACAAACCAAAUCAACCAGAAGUGGAGACAAGAACGUGGUUUACCCUUAAAUCCAAAUGCUUGUGGUGUUUUAACCGAUAAGCCAGAUUAUACAUUUCUAGAUGGUCGUCCUACUCCUUGUGGGGUAAAUCAAAGGCGAAGAAUCGUUAAACAAAGAGAAAUUACCGAAAAAAUUAUCGCUUUAACAAAAGAAGUUGAUUUUGCAGUUCUUAGACAUGAACAAAUUAAAAAGGAAGAUGAGUUAGCUCGUAAAAAGUUGUUGGAUAGCAAAUUAAAACCAAAAGGAAAAAUGUUGAUUAAAUAACAAAAUAAAAUGAGUAAUUUUUAAAAUAAUUUAAUAAAAAUCUUAUAACU